AUGUCAUGCUUCUUACUGUCACGCAGUCUAAAGCUUCACUGUGAUAUCUGCAUAUGCCGUUGGCAGCUGCCAGACCACAAAUCUUCACUCCAAUCAAGUUUGAACUUUUCCAACAUAAGUUCUAUUCACCAUGCUCAGGCUCGCUCAGUGCGCUGAAUCUUGUGUUCAUGAACAUGAGCUUCAGAAUCGGUUACGGUCCCGAACUUCCUAAAACCAACGGAUCGUCCCGUUUCUGCUCUUCUUGCAUACUGGAUGUGGACUGCGACGAAGAGCAUACCAGUUUCACUAGAUUUUAUAUUAUCUCACCCAGUUAAUUGUCACCAUGCUCAUUCGUCUCGUCCCCUCCGUAUCACAUGGCACUGUUCUCUACAACGUCUCUUUUCCGAUCAACUUUCCUAAUUUGCCUACUCCCCCUGCGUGGUCGAACCAGUUGCACCUUCUGACCUCGGUGUUGCGCCUCGAACCUCCGCAGAACAUCCACGUGUUCGACCGUUCAGUUGGUCUCGUCGCUCGGAUAACUGAAGUCAUGUUUGAUGUACCAACCAAGGAGGUCGUCGUGAGCUUCGUUGAUGGGCGCAUUGAAAAGCUGCCUAUGAACCCGCAAUGCAUACAGAUGCUCCAGGGCGUCGUCGACGACGUUAAGACGUGCUCUGAACUGGAGUCUCGACGAGACAGCUUUGAAUGCGCCACCUCCGCUAGUAUCUGCAGCAGUGUGGUUAGUUCGCAGGAUAUCCCUAGCAUAUCCUGCGCGCCCACGCCUCCGAAGUCCCCAAAGUUGAGCAGGCAUAAGAAGCAGCGCUCCCUGCUAUUUUCUUUAAUCUCCUCGUUGGUGCCACGUUCCUUGUCUCCGCCCCCGGCCCCUCCUCCAUCACCCACCACACCCUACCCCUCGUCUCCGCCUCCCCUCCCGCCAAUCCCCCCUAUCACACCCCGCAAUACAUCAUUUUCUCCCAUCCCUCAAUCUCCAGUCUCCCCCUAUAACCCCGCUUUCCCACCAUUAACAGAUCCGCCGAUUCUCCGUCGCCGCGCACGCGCUACUCUUAUUGAUGCCUGGAGACGCCAUGUCGUUUCCGCGCUUUCGGCUCAUAACUAUUACGCAGGGUACACUGAAUGGGUGCUCCGUAGCAUGGCUAUCGGAGCUCGCACUGAGCUGAGAGAACUCGAGAGAUCCUGGCAGCCUGGACGCGGUGCGGCUCGCAGACAUGCAAGGACACGAAGCGAGGGGAGAGUUGCUCUUGACUUUGGGGAACGCGGCUCUGAGGAGACUCAAAGACGAUGGCGUGCACCUUCACCAUUCAUCGAGGAAGUUGAGGAUGAAAAUGAUGACUGCGUCGUAUAUCCUCGUCACGAACAAGCACACGAAUGGGGCGCAAUUCGCCAUGUCCGUAACCCAAGUGCAUGCGAUGAACUGGAUGCAUACGCUUUUGAAUUUAGCGUGGAGAAUGGCAGCCUCUUACGCGAGAGCUUCGGCUUUGGAACUGAUGUCUUUGGUGAUGUGUGGGAUGAUGAUGACCAUGUCGCUUUCGAUAAUUUUGGCGCCCUGCACCCAGGAACGGAGCUCACCUUCGACGACGGACGGCUCAAUUUCGGCGAGGAUUUUGGAAGUGAUUACAUGGGUGACGACUAUUAUACCGACAUGACAUUUGCUGCUGUGCCGUCCGAUGCCACCGAGGAAGAUGACUCAGAUGAAAGUCAAACGUCUUUACGUACCCCUGAGGAUGCAGCGCAGUCAUUCAGACUCCGUUCCAACAGCUGUCUCAAAAACUACUUCUUCUCAUCCAAAAACUCGGCCUCUUCAUUCAAACACCGGAUACCCCUCUACUGCGCCGCGUGUCUGUGCCAAACCUGCUACCACGGUGUCAUGGAACUACCGAUCGGCGAUGCAUCCACAGAAGUUACCCGCGCAUUUCCCUUCAUCACCGUCGUGUCUGCCCAAGCGCAUGCCCGUUCCGAAUAUGGAAGAACUUUUUUCUGCUCGUGUUGCCUUCCUUUCGCGAAUUCGAAAUGCUCUAACUUUUGUGCGUGCUCGUGCACGUGAGGAACAUUGGGGUUUGUUAUGGUCACAAAACUCUUUUGGGUGUGGAUUGAUGGACCCGGAGUCCGAGGGACAACUUGAAAUUAGGGCACGCAGGCGUGCAUGGAGUGCAGGCAUCAAGGUCACUGCGGCUUCUGCGCCAACCUUAUUUUCGGUUGCUAUCCCGGGUUCUAGUCCGGGUGCGAGGGUAUGGGAUGGUUCAGUCCCAUCUGCUGCGCAUUUCCCUUAUCAACCUCCCGGGCUCACACCACC
Suillus subaureus is the source of this 2287-nucleotide messenger RNA. RefSeq lists its product as uncharacterized. The transcript has 5 exons. Lineage: Eukaryota; Fungi; Basidiomycota; Agaricomycetes; Boletales; Suillaceae. The record is from RefSeq and is a predicted model, not a curated record. The coding region runs from base 323 to 2038 and encodes 571 amino acids.